Messenger RNA from Lodderomyces jiufengensis, 822 nucleotides. RefSeq lists its product as uncharacterized. The transcript has a single exon. Bases 1 to 822 code for a protein of 273 amino acids. Lineage: Eukaryota; Fungi; Ascomycota; Pichiomycetes; Serinales; Debaryomycetaceae. The record is from RefSeq and is a predicted model, not a curated record.
AUGGAUAACAUUAUUAUUCAAGUUUUAAACGACAAUAAAAAAUUAAAAAAAAAUAAUCAUAAACUUAAAAAAUCCUUGAAGAUCCAAAAGGUAGAAUUAGAUCAAAUGAGAUUCUACUAUACAUUAUAUAAAUUAAGGUUAGAAUUUACAGCUAAGAAAUUAUUCAAAUUUUUUGACAAAGAGCUGGUUGAUAAAAAAACUAUUGAUUUUUUCAUGAAAUGCAAUAUGAGUAAUAUUCUAGAAAUAAAGGAUCUUGAAGAGGAUAAUCAGUUAUGGAAAAACAAAUUUUUUACCUUAUUGGAAAGAGAUUGCUGCUGUUUACAAAAAAGCAUUAUCAAUGGAUUUGGUAGAAGUGAUAAAGCUACAAGAAGAUCAAAAGAUGCAGAUGCAAAUAAAAUCCAAUUUGAUACAAGCGAUGAAGCUACAAGAAGAUCAAGAGAUGCAGAUGCAAAUAAAAUCCAAUUUGAUCCAAGUGAUGAAGCUACAAGAAGAUCAAGAGAUGCAGAUGCAAAUAAAAUUCAUUUUGAUCCAAGUGAUAAAGCUACAAGAAGAUCAAGAGAUGCAGAUGCAAAUAAAAUCCAAUUUGAUCCAAGUGAUAAAGCUACAAGAAGAUCAAGAGAUGCAGAUGCAAUUGAAGGUCAUUUUGAUCCAAGUGAUAAAGCUACAAGAAGAUCAAAAGCACAUGUUACUACCAGAGUUGAUGACGUUGAAUUGAUCUACAGAAGUCAUCAGUUAGGACCAUGGAACCCCUUAGAUCCAGCGUUUGCAAAAAAACAAUUGCAGCUAGAAGAGAAAAUAGUCAGGUUGUUAAACCUUUUAUGA